Messenger RNA from Schistocerca cancellata (South American locust), 1296 nucleotides. Its product is annotated as glutamate receptor ionotropic, kainate glr-3-like. Bases 1 to 1296 code for a protein of 431 amino acids. The transcript is spliced from 7 exons. The record is from RefSeq and is a predicted model, not a curated record. Gene Ontology annotation, cellular component: membrane. Gene Ontology annotation, molecular function: glutamate-gated receptor activity. NCBI's taxonomy places the organism in Eukaryota, Metazoa, Arthropoda, Insecta, Orthoptera, Acrididae.
AUGACCUCUGAAGAAGUUGCUCACCCGCAACAGGCAGUUCUGUCUCCGUCAGCAGAAGCAGAGAUCGCCAGCACCGCGCCGCCCGGACUCUGCGUUGCUCUUGCCACCCGGGACCACCGCGCAUCGCGACCUGUUGCUCCGGCUGUGGACUCUGCUGUUGGAACACCUCGUACUGCUCCGAACGGCACUUGGGAAGGCCUCGUGGGGCAGCUGAUGAGAGGCCACACAGACUUCGGGCUGGCGCUCUUGAUGCUGACGACGGCGCGUUUGAACGCCGUAGAUUUCUCGCUGCCACUCGUCUUCUCGCGGGUGGUCGUAAUUAUUCAGGAGCCAAAGGAGGAAGAGAUAACAUGGAAUAGCUUUCUGCGGCCCUUCGAUGUACGUCUCUGGCAGUGCAUUAUCGCAAUCACUGCCCUCAUCUGGGCUGUCCUCAGAGUUCAGAGGAGCUACAGACCACGUGUGGGGUAUCACGAGGACUACAGCCAGACGUACAGUGAUGUAUUACACGUCGCAGGAGUAUUCUUCAUGCAAGGUUGCGGCGGGGGUCGAGACACGAAGUCGUGCGACAGCGUGCGGGCGUCUCUGCUGGUGGCGUCGGUGUCUGCGCUGCUGGUGCACACCGCCUACUGCGGCGCUCUCACCGCCUCGCUGGCUACGCACCGCCUUAAGAUGCCCUUCUCGGACCUGAAGGGCCUGCUGCAGGACGGCUCCUACAAGUUGCUGGUGCUCUACGCCUCUGGAGAGAUGACCAUAUUCGAUAAUACUAGCGACGCAGUUCUCAAGUCUGUUUAUGAGAAGCACGUCGAGAAAGAUAAGAUUCCAAUACGCAACAAGGAAGUAUUUGAGAGAAUAUGCAACUCACAUAAAAAUGCAGCAAUGAUAACUGACGUUGUGUACAAAGCUUACAAGAGGUCAACAAAAUGUCCUGUAAUAAGCGCUCAGGAGUACAUGAGUAUUCAGACGGCUGUAGUCUUCAGGAAAGGAAGCCCUUAUCGUGAACUGAUUAACUACCAGAGUGUAGAUGUUUUCAAGUACGUGGCGUCUCCACAAGACAAUAUCACUUGCCUGCUGCAGAUGCGGAGUGAAGGGCUGAUUCACCGCAUCUAUUGGAAAUACUGGAUGCUGCGCGAUGGUCAGGAGAUGCGGGAGUCUCUCAAGCCGGUGACCAUCCAGAGCGUGAUUCCUGCACUCGCCGUCUUGGUAGCCACGGCGCUGCUGUCACUGUGUUUGCUGCUGCUCGAGAGGAAAACCUACAAGAGGCUGGUUCUGAGGGACGCAGCCACAAGCACAGACUAG